AUGCUUCAACUUGGAUUCCGCAUAGGACGGGCAAAAGCUCUUCCCUCAAUAUGGCGUGGUCUUGCAACCCCGCAGCCCUUGUUACAGUCUAUCAGGCUCAAUAGCAGCCAGGCUGCGCACAAGCACCUUGACGAUGGUGUUCCUGCUCUGGACACUUUGGUGAGGUCGAUCCCCGUGUCGGUGGAGAGGGAAUUGCCCGAUCCGUUCAAAAAGAAGAAGCAGAACAGAAGAUACUUCUGGGCCUACGCCGUGGGCACGACGCUCUCGUGCGUGCUUAUUUUCAACUACGAGAAGACGAGGUCACCCAUCGUGAACUCUGUGCUCUACUGCUUGAGAAGAUCCGAACAUGCUAAGGCUGCACUUGGUCCAAAUAUCGGGUUCGCGAGCCUGUGGCCGUGGAUCUGGGGCACGCUCAACACCGUGAAGGGCAAUAUCGACAUCACGUUCCAGGUUAAGGGUGACACCGGCGGAGGAAACUUGCACCUCAACGCCACGAGAUUGUCCAAAUUGGUGCCUUUCGACAUUCACGCAUGGACGUUGGAGACGGACUCGGGUGAGGUGAUCGACUUGGCCAAGGAUGCGUCGGUGGACUUUGAGUUGUAA
Candidozyma duobushaemuli is the source of this 603-nucleotide messenger RNA. RefSeq lists its product as uncharacterized. Lineage: Eukaryota; Fungi; Ascomycota; Pichiomycetes; Serinales; Metschnikowiaceae. The transcript has a single exon. The record is from RefSeq and is a predicted model, not a curated record. Gene Ontology annotation, biological process: mitochondrial respiratory chain complex IV assembly. Gene Ontology annotation, cellular component: mitochondrial inner membrane. Bases 1 to 603 code for a protein of 200 amino acids.